This is a messenger RNA of Anopheles coustani, 3102 nucleotides long. Its product is annotated as basic proline-rich protein-like. The transcript is spliced from 4 exons. Bases 1 to 3102 code for a protein of 1033 amino acids. The record is from RefSeq and is a predicted model, not a curated record. Lineage: Eukaryota; Metazoa; Arthropoda; Insecta; Diptera; Culicidae.
AUGGUUUCCAACGGACCCAAUGGCCGCCCAUUGUUUUGGGGACAGGAGGAUGAGCCGGAAUACAUGGGCUUCACAUCGUCAAGCUAUGCUCUUCGUUACAUGGAUUGCUAUGACUGUACGCAGCAGCUGAUUAGUGCGUGCUCUGAGUGUAUCCGGCUUCAGGUGCUCCACAACAAUCGCUUGGAUUUAUCGCAUAUUCGCCACAUCGUUGUGAGCCACACAAUGAUGAACUGCUACUGUGGACGGGGAGUUUUCCGUCCUUUGACGCCAGAUAUUCUAGCGGAAGUUGCAGGCAGUUUCAUCCCGGACCAACCGACUCUUCCCAACAUGGUCCCUGGUGCAAACAUCGAUCCUGUUCUGGCGCAUGCAGCGGCAAUCGGAUAUGCAGGAGUUCAUCCAGGCGCGAACCCACACGGCAUGCAACAGACCUAUAUGCAAAUGUGGGUAACCCAGUCUGACAGCAUGCAGUCAUAUGGAGUCAUUCCGGGAGGCAUAUAUCCUUGGUCAAUGCAACCAGAGGUAUGGCAGGUUCCAAGCUCUCACUCAGUAGUCAUUCCACCAAUGUGGAUGCCUCCACCAAUGUGGAUGCCAACACCAAUCUGUUCAAUCAUUCCACCAGCGACGGUGCCUCCACCAAUACUGCCUCAAAGCACGCAGUCGAGAAUGAUUGAAACAGUGAUGGUACCUCCAACUACGCAGGCCCCACCAACGCUACCCCAAAGCAUGCAGGCCGGAGUCAUGCCACCAGUAAGGGUGCCUUCGCCAACUCAGCCUUCAAACAUGCAGCAAACAAGCAUGCAGUCUGGAGUGAUUCCAGCGGUUCAACAUCCUCGGUUCAAACAACCAGGUGUGAAGCAGAAUCGAAACAUGCAGUCCGGAGUCAUUCCACCAAUGACGAUGCCUCCACCAAUGCUGCCUCAAAGCACGCAGUCGGGAAUCAUUGAAACAGUGACGGUACCUCCAACAAUGAAGCCUCUACCAAUUCUGCCUCAAAGUAUGCAGUCCGGAGUCGUUCCCGGAAUCAAGCAUCCUCGGUUUAAGCAACCACAAGUGAGGCAGGCUCCAAGUAUGCAGCCUGGAAUCAUUCCACCAUUGACGAUGCCUCCACCAAUGCUACCUCAAAGUAUGCAGUCCGGAGUCGUUCCCGGAGUCAAGCAACCGGAAGUGAGGCAGGCUCCAAGUAUACAGUCUGGAAUCAUUCCACCAUUGACGAUGCCUCCACCAAUGCUACCUCAAAGUAUGCAGUCCGGAGUCGUUCCCGGAGUCAAGCAACCAGAAGUGAGGCAGGCUCCAAGUAUACAGUCUGGAAUCAUUCCACCAUUGACGAUGCCUCCACCAAUGCUGCCUCAAAGUGUGCAGCCCGAAGGCUUUCCAUCAAUGAGGGUGCCUCCUCCCACGCUGCCUCAAAGCACGCAGUCCGGAGUCAUGCCACCAGUUUGGGUGCCUCCGCCAACGCAGCCUUCAAACAUGCAGCAUACAAGCAUACAGUCUGGAGUCAUUCCGAAAGUCAAACAUCGUCAGUCCAAACAAAGAGGUGUAAGGCGGGAUCCAGGAAUACAGUCUGGAGUCAUUCCACCUGGGUGGAUACCUCCACCCACGCAGCCACCACCAAUGCUGCCUCAAAGCGUGCAGUCCGGAAUCAUACCACCAAUGACGAUGCCUCCACCAAUGCUGCCUCAAAGUAUGCAGUCCGGAGUCGUUCCCGGAAUCAAGCAUCCUCGGUUCAAGCAACCAGAAGUGAGGCAGGCUCCAAGUAUGCAGUCUGGAAUCAUUCCACCAUUGACGAUGCCUCCACCAAUGCUGCCUCAAAGUGUGCAGCCCGAAGGCUUUCCAUCAAUGAGGGUGCCUCCUCCCACGCUGCCUCAAAGCACGCAGUCCGGAGUCAUGCCACCAGUUUGGGUGCCUCCGCCAACGCAGCCUUCAAACAUGCAGCAUACAAGCAUUCAGUCUGGAGUCAUUCCGAAAGUCAAACAUCGUCAGUUCGAACAAAGAGGUGUAAGGCGGGAUCCAGGAAUACAGUCUGGAGUCAUUCCGCCAGGGUGGAUACCUCCACCCACGCAGCCACCACCACUGCAGCCUCAAGACAUGCCAUCCGGAGUCAUUCCACCAGUGACAAUGCCUCCACCAAUGCUGCCUCAAAGCGUGCAGUCCGGAAUCAUACCACCAAUGACGAUGCCUCCACCAAUGCUGCCUCAAAACAUGCCAUCCGGAGUCAUUCCACCAAUGACGAUGCCUCCACCAAUGCUGCCUCAAAGCACGCAGUCGGGAAUCAUUGAAACAGUGACGGUACCUCCAACAAUGAAGCCUCUACCAAUUCUGCCUCAAAGUAUGCAGUCCGGAGUCGUUCCCGGAAUCAAGCAUCCUCGGUUUAAGCAACCACAAGUGAGGCAGGCUCCAAGUAUGCAGCCUGGAAUCAUUCCACCAUUGACGAUGCCUCCACCAAUGCUACCUCAAAGUAUGCAGUCCGGAGUCGUUCCCGGAGUCAAGCAACCGGAAGUGAGGCAGGCUCCAAGUAUACAGUCUGGAAUCAUUCCACCAUUGACGAUGCCUCCACCAAUGCUGCCUCAAAGCAUGCAGUCCGGAGUCGAACCAGAAGUGAGGCAGGCUCCAAGUAUGCAGUCUGGAAUCAUUCCACCAUUGACGAUGCCUCCACCAAUGCUGCCUCAAAGUGUGCAGCCCGAAGGCUUUCCAUCAAUGAGGGUGCCUCCUCCCACGCUGCCUCAAAGCACGCAGUCCGGAGUCAUGCCACCAGUUUGGGUGCCUCCGCCAACGCAGCCUUCAAACAUGCAGCAUACAAGCAUUCAGUCUGGAGUCAUUCCGAAAGUCAAACAUCGUCAGUUCGAACAAAGAGGUGUAAGGCGGGAUCCAGGAAUACAGUCUGGAGUCAUUCCACCAGGGUGGAUACCUCCACCCACGCAGCCACCACCACUGCAGCCUCAAAACAUGCCAUCCGGAGUCAUUCCACCAGUGACGAUGCCUCCACCAAUGCUGCCUCAAAGCAUGCAGUCUGGAGGCAUUCCACCAGGGUGGAUGCCUCUAUCCAUCCAGUCUUCAAGUGUACCGUAUGGAGUCAAUCCAGGAGUCAACCAUCCUCGAUCUUAG